Fusarium odoratissimum NRRL 54006 is the source of this 1854-nucleotide messenger RNA. RefSeq lists its product as uncharacterized. The transcript has 2 exons. The record is from RefSeq and is a predicted model, not a curated record. Bases 1 to 1854 code for a protein of 617 amino acids. NCBI's taxonomy places the organism in Eukaryota, Fungi, Ascomycota, Sordariomycetes, Hypocreales, Nectriaceae.
AUGUUUACUCUUUUCCCGCAUCUCCCCCCUGAACUUCGCGAUGAAAUCUGGUACCUUGCCCUAUCAGAACCCCGGCCACCAGGAAUAUGCCACUGGAAGAAAGGCUGCUGGAUCCCAAAAUACCUUACCCCAGAAGAAGCGGAUUGGUCCGACGACGAUCCUAACAACAUUCGCUUAGAGUUCCGCUACGACAAGUUGGCAACAUCAGUUCAUAUACCGAUCGUGGAUGUCAACCAAGAAGCGCGCCGUGUUGCACUAGCUUGGGCCGGCGAUAACAACAUCAAGAAUCGAUACAUAAACGGCAAAUAUGAGUUCAAGCGCAGGAUGAACAAGGACAGAGAUACUGUCUACCUCCCCAACAAUAAGAUAGACGCCGCUGAGAUAGAGGCUAUCGAUCGUGGUUUUGAACCAGAUCUUAUCGACCGGAAUCACACCGUGGCAACGUAUAUUACAAGCUUGGCAGUACCGGCAAGAUAUAUGCGGACCGCCGACGAAACACCUUACUCGUGGGAAUGGCACGAGAAUCUUGAAAAGAUAUACGUCAUUGUUGGAAAACAACCCGACGGAGAUGAUCAGUGGGAGAUUGAUACGACGAGAGGAACAAGCCUAUUUUGGACAAGGGACACCGGCAAAUUUAUUCCCCAGCUAGGAGCGGAUGAAUUUUGCAGUAGGGAUCUUUUGAAGACGAUCGUGGAGGAUAAGAUGGAACUUGGGGCUGCCCUCAUGCGCUGUCAGGGACCGGCGAAGAACACAUUUGAGAUUCGUGUAUGCUCGGUGAUAAGAAGGGAAGAAUCAACCAGGCCAGCACAAGGAUUGACGCUCGAGAAGCGGCUCAGCAGAGUCGAGGCUCUGCUGCAUACUUCGACAAAGCCUCUGAUCAAGCCACCGGCUCCUACUGCAGUAUAUCCUACCGGUUCAUGUUCUUCAGCAGAUAACAGCAGUGCCAGUCGGAACUUACUGAAAAGUCUUGCUGUUCCUGGCCAAUCCGCGACACUCCUCCACACAGUUUCUAGACCCAGUAUCGCACCACCAGAGACCGGAUCGUCUAGUUCCCAGAGUGAAGGCGCGUUACGACCGCGAUGGAAAAAGAUGAACGAGAUCCCAGUGCUUAGACUCUCCGAGGACAGAGUAGCUUGGCUAAAGGAAGCCAUUUCCGAUGACUGUUCUUGGCAGCGUGUCUUUAUCCCCAUGUUCUCCAAGCCCGAAGUUCUUCUGGUCGUGGAAGCUUACCUCGACGAGGUUAACCCUAUCAUAUCGCUAUUCGACCGCCGGGCAUUGCUCACGCGAUGCGACAAUGAAUUCCCUUUGGACAGUGAUACAUGGGAUCCUGCCUGGUGGGCCUGUCUAAAUGCCAUUGUCGGCAUUGCUAUCCAGAUGAAGACACUCAGCAGUGCCUUCGAAGCGGUGGGUCGCAUAUCAUGGAGCUUCUUCAAAAACGCAUUUGCCGUCUUUCCUCGACUAAUCCAGAACACUCCCACUCUCAUGUCGAUAAAGGCCUUGCUGUCCAUGGCCAUGUUUUUGAGUGGCACAACUGAUAGCAAGACCAUGAUGCUCCUUCUAUCCUCAGCAACUAAGCAGUUCAGGAUGCUGAGUGGCCUAGAUUCAUUCCAAGAGCCCGUAGUAGUCGAGGAUAAGCAGUGGACUAUUUCAGUGGCGUACUUACUCGAAGAGACAUGCUUUUCGAAUUGUGGUUUUCGUCUCGCAACCUCGAACAGUAUCUCCGAAAUACAAUUACCACAGAAAAUAGAACAACAGCGUACUGCAGGGGUGGAUCAUGGGACCACUUUCUGGCCCAGAGUUGAACUGGCCAUCAUUGAAUCCAAGGCGCAGAAGCUCCUUCAAAAAGCAAGGUAG